AUGGCAUCUUUUUUCAUACUCCCUCUGCUUCUCACCUUCGGGUUGGUCUGCUCGGCGCAUCCACUUGACGCACGACAGUCAACUGCCCCCUUCAAGCUAUAUGCAUAUGGCAAGGGUAUUAGCGGAUUGCCUGUUUUUUACAAAAAUGGUAUCUCAACUUCCAAAUCAAUGACGCAAAUUGCCUCGUCAACUGACUCGUCAAACAAUUGGAAUGCGUACCCCAGCUCCACAGAACUGUCUGCUCCAUUCUCGACAAACAUGCUGUGCCUAAGCCAAGGCAAUACAUCGGCGAACCCGGUUAGCUUCUGCGGGACAUCCAAGGCAGAGCGCUCAGACAGGCUUACCGACAUCUGGACACUGUAUGGCAACUAUGUGCUGGUCACGAUAAGCGGGGUUAAUUUUUACGCUAAAUCAAAUGGCACAGACGGCCUGUACUCGCUGCUUUGGAGUACCUCAGCUGAAGCAAUGACAGAUACUAUACCGCUAGUUCUGCGGACCACCAAGCCGGCGACGGGUUCUGUGCUCGCUUGA
This is a messenger RNA of Penicillium soppii, 531 nucleotides long. RefSeq lists its product as uncharacterized. Bases 1 to 531 code for a protein of 176 amino acids. The record is from RefSeq and is a predicted model, not a curated record. The transcript is spliced from 2 exons. NCBI's taxonomy places the organism in Eukaryota, Fungi, Ascomycota, Eurotiomycetes, Eurotiales, Aspergillaceae.